UCUAUCAAGAGCAUAUAAUUCCACAUUAAGAUCACUUCUUCCUGAAUUAAAAAAUCACGAUCUAUCAGAUUUCAUUAUAAAUCAAUUUCUUUCAUUAGAAAAAAAUCGCCCUUACCUAGAUACUCGAUCAUCCUUAAGUCUCAAUACGGAACAAUACAAGAUCUAUAGUACACUAUGUAAUGUAUGGGGAAAAAGUAAUGAAGGAAAAUAUCCUUACUUCUUUCUAACAGGUUCAGCUGGAACAGGAAAAACGUUUAUGUUACUUCAAAUAAUUACAUUUCUUCAAUCCAAAAAAAAAAUAUAUUUACUUAUGGCUUUUACCGGAGUUGCAGCACAGAAUAUUGGUGGAAAAACUAUACACUCAUGCUUGAAAAUACGAUUUCAAGAUGGAAACUAUGAAACGUUAAUUCAUAUAAAUAAUCAAGAUGAAUCUGAUUUAAAAAAAAUUGAGGCGAUAUUAAUAGAUGAAAUAUCAAUGGUUGAUGCUGAUUUAUUUACCUUUCUAAGUAAUACCUUCGCAAGAAUUCAUAAAAAUAAUCUUAUUUUUGGAGGUGUACCAAUACUUGUAGUAGGCGAUUUGGCUCAACUUCCUCCAAUUAGACCAC
Messenger RNA from Acaulospora morrowiae, 605 nucleotides. NCBI's taxonomy places the organism in Eukaryota, Fungi, Glomeromycota, Glomeromycetes, Diversisporales, Acaulosporaceae. The record is from the annotation of a GenBank genome assembly.